This is a messenger RNA of Cuculus canorus (common cuckoo), 4967 nucleotides long. It is a transcript of the gene MSH6, whose product is annotated as mutS homolog 6. The transcript has 10 exons. The record is from RefSeq and is a predicted model, not a curated record. Gene Ontology annotation, biological process: mismatch repair. Gene Ontology annotation, molecular function: ATP-dependent DNA damage sensor activity; mismatched DNA binding; ATP binding. Lineage: Eukaryota; Metazoa; Chordata; Aves; Cuculiformes; Cuculidae. Bases 86 to 4105 code for a protein of 1339 amino acids. Gene Ontology annotation, cellular component: nucleus; MutSalpha complex.
GGCCUGGCGGCGGGCGGGUUCGCGCUCGCGCGCGGGCGGGGCUUGCGUGCGUUUGGCGCGCUGAGCCGCGGUUCCCGCGCUCGCCAUGUCUCGGCAGAGCACUCUGCUCCGCUUCUUCCCGAAGGCCUCCCCGCGGGCCGCAGCGCCGGCCCCGGCCCCUGCGCAGAGCCGAACGGGGCCCUGCAGCCGCCGCGGCCCGCCCGAGGAGAGGAACGGCCGGCAGGAGGCCGGGGGGGGCGGCGGCGCGGCCGCUGAGGCCUCCAGUGUCUCCUGCAAGUGCUCACCUGGCGAUGUGGUCUGGGCCAAGAUGGAAGGUUACCCGUGGUGGCCGUGCCUCGUGUACAACCAUCCAACAGAAAGAACGAUAUUCCGAGGGAAAGGGAAAACAGCCCGUGUCCAUGUGCAGUUCUUUGAUGACAGCCCUACAAGGGGCUGGGUCAGCGUUAAAUACGUGAAGCCAUAUAAAGGUUCCUCAGAUGCAGAGACACUGAAGGGAGGGAUGUUUUAUAGCACAAAGCCUGAGAUAAAGAGAGCAAUGGUGCUAGCAGAUGAUGCGAUGAGUAAAGAUGUAACUAAGCGGCUUGAACUGGCAGUGUGCUGUGAACCCUCCGAUACUGAGGAGGAGGAAGAGGAGGAAGAAGAAAUGGAGCAGGUGAGUGAAAGCGCGUCUGGCAACAGCGACAACUGCGACAGUGAGGAAGAUGUGAAGAGCAAUAAGCGAGUGACAAGCAGGGAAAGUGCUGUCAAAUCCAAAAAGAGGAGAGUGUUGGAUUCUGAUAGCGAUCACGAUGGCUCUGACGUAGAGUUCAAACCCGAUGUGAAGGAAGCGGCAAGCAGCGAGGAAGCAAGUAGUGGGGUGGAUGAAAAUGAAUCUACUGACAUGGAGACAGACUCGGAGAGUGUUGCAGAAAGUCCCAUAAAAGUCCCUUCCAAACGAAAAAGAAGAGAGAGAAGCAAGCCUGCUAAAAGGAGCAGCUUAGAAAACGAACGUUCUGAAGCACCCAAAAAAGCAGCAACACUUUCUUCAGAAGCCAAGUCUAAGCUCACAUCAUUUGCAGCACCUGACAGCUUUGAAUCCCAAGCAAAUGCUUGCAGUGGAGGCAGCAAUGGCUUCGGAACGUGGGAGCAUGAAAAGCUUGAUUGGCUGCAGGAAGGGAAAAAGAAGGAUGCGCAGAAGAGACGGCAGAAUGACCCUGCUUAUGACCCAUGUACGCUGUACGUGCCAGAGGACUACCUCAACAAGUGUACGCCUGGGAUGCGGAGGUGGUGGCAGCUGAAAAGUCAGAACUUCGAUGCUGUGGUUUUCUACAAAGUCGGGAAAUUCUAUGAGCUGUAUCACAUGGAUGCAGUCACUGGUGUUAAUGAAUUGGGCCUGAUAUUUAUGAAAGGUACUUGGGCCCAUUCUGGUUUUCCAGAAACUGCUUUUGGCAGGUUCUCUGAUGUCCUGGUGCAGAAGGGCUACAAGGUAGCCCGUGUGGAGCAAACGGAAACUCCUGAGAUGAUGGAAACGCGCUGCAAGUCUAUGGCCCACCCAACGAAGUUUGACAGGGUUGUACGCCGAGAAAUCUGCAGGAUCAUCACCAAAGGCACGCAGACGUACAGCAUCCUUGACUGUGAUCCCUCUGAGAGCCAUAACAAAUACCUCCUGUGUGUUAAGGAGAAAGAAGACUCUGCUGGACAAUGCGUUUAUGGGGUCUGCUUUGUGGACACAUCAGUGGGGAAGUUUUAUGUGGGCCAGUUCUCGGAUGACCGGCACUGUUCGCGGUUUAGGACUUUGGUAGCACAUUAUACCCCAGUGCAGGUGCUGUAUGAGAAGGGGAACCUGUCUGUGAACACACAGAAGAUAUUGAAAGGUUCACUCGUUUCUUGCAUUCAGGAAGGGCUGAUCUCGGGUUCCCAGUUCUGGAACGCAUCUAAAACACUAAAGGUUCUUCUUGAAGAAGGAUACUUCAAGGAGAAACAGGACUCUGAAAAUGAGUGUUCUUUGCCCCCCGUCAUCAAAGCUUUGACUUCAGAGAGUGACUCACUGGGAUUAACACCUGGUGACAACGGGGAAUUAGCAUUGUCGGCUCUUGGAGGAUGUGUCUUCUAUCUCAAAAAGUGCCUGAUUGACCAGGAGCUGUUGUCACUGGCCAACUUCGAAGCAUACAUCCCCGUGGAUAUUGACACUGCAAAAAUUGUGUGUUCCAGUAGUUCUUUUGCCAGAACAGACCAGCGGAUGGUGCUGGAUGGAGUCACCCUGAUGAACCUGGAAGUCCUGCAGAAUGGAACCAACGGAACCACAGAAGGCACUUUGUUGGAAAGGAUCGAUUCCUGCUGCACGCCGUUUGGGAAGCGACUCCUGAAACAGUGGCUCUGCGCUCCGCUUUGUAAUCCAAAAUCCAUUAAUGAUCGCUUGGAUGCUGUCGAGGACCUUCUGGCAGUACCAGGUAAAAUCUCUGAAGUGAGCGAGCAUCUGAAGAAACUUCCUGACCUCGAAAGGCUGCUCAGCAAAAUCCACAGUAUCGGAUCACCACUUAAAAGCCAGACUCACCCUGACAGCAGGGCCAUCUUUUACGAGGAAAUCAAAUACAGCAAAAAGAAAAUCGCUGACUUCUUGUCCACACUGGAGGGGUUUAAGGUAAUGAAUGAAAUCAUCGAUGCGAUGGAAGAAGUUGCCAGUGACUUCAAAUCUAAAGUCCUGAAGCAGCUGGUCACCCGCAAAGCCAAAAAUCCAGACGGACGCUUCCCAGACUUGAGUGCAGAGCUUAAAAGGUGGGAUACUGCUUUUGAUCACAACCAGGCUCGGAAGACGGGAGUGAUUACUCCAAAGGCAGGCUUUGACCCCGAUUAUGACAAAGCACUUCAGGAUAUUAAAGCUGUCGAGGAAGAUCUUCACAAGUACCUGGAUAAGCAACGCAAACUUCUUGGAUUCAAAUCCGUGCUGUACUGGGGGACGGGCAAAAACCGAUACCAGAUGGAAAUACCAGAAAGUGUAGUAUCCCGUAAUUUGCCUGAGGAAUAUGAGUUGAAAUCCACCAAGAAGGGGUAUAAGCGCUACUGGACCAAGGAGAUUGAGAAGAUGCUGGCUGCCAUGGUCAAUGCAGAGGAGCGCAGGGACGCAGCCCUGAAAGACUGCAUGAGGCGGUUGUUCUACAACUUUGAUAAGAACAGCAAGGACUGGCAGGCAGCGGUGGACUGUGUGGCCAUGCUCGAUGUCCUGAUGUCCCUCGCGAACUACAGUCAAGACAGUGAUGGGCCACUGUGCCGACCUGUGAUCCUGCUGCCGGUGGAUGGUGCUCCUCCCUUCCUGGAACUGAAAAAUUCACGCCACCCCUGCAUUACAAAAACUUUCUUUGGCGAUGAUUUUAUUCCUAAUGACAUCAUGAUAGGCAGCAAGGAUGAAGAGAGCGGUAGCAACGCUUCCUGUGUCUUAGUCACCGGACCCAACAUGGGUGGCAAAUCUACGCUCAUGAGACAGGCUGGUCUCCUGGCUAUCAUGGCUCAGCUGGGAUGCUAUGUGCCUGCCGAGGCCUGCAGGCUCACACCCAUCGACAGAGUGUUCACCAGGCUUGGUGCCUCAGACAGGAUCAUGUCUGGUGAAAGUACCUUCUUUGUUGAACUGAGUGAGACUGCCAGCAUUCUCCAGCAUGCAACAGAGCACUCCCUCGUUCUGGUGGAUGAACUGGGCAGAGGCACGGCUACGUUUGAUGGAACAGCGAUAGCGAGUGCUGUGGUGAAGGAACUGGCAGAGAGGAUCCGGUGCCGGACACUGUUCUCCACCCACUACCACUCGCUGGUGGAGGAUUACUCACGCAGCGCUGCUGUGCGCCUCGGGCACAUGGCGUGCAUGGUUGAAAACGAGAGUGAGGAUCCCAGCCAGGAAACUAUUACAUUCCUGUACAAGUUCAUUGGGGGAGCGUGUCCAAAGAGCUAUGGCUUCAACGCAGCGAGACUAGCUGAUAUCCCAGAGGAAGUCAUUCAGCAGGGACACCGGAAGGCACAGGAGUUUGAAAAAACGACCAUUUCGCUGCGAGUAUUCAGGUACCUGUGCCAGGUGGUGGAUGGGACGAGAAGCGAUGGGAACGCUGUUGGGAAGCUGAAGGCAAUGAUCAGCCAGCUGUGAGGACACCCGCGGGGUUUCUCAAGAAGGUGGGGGCAGACACAGUUAUGAUCUAAUAAACUUUAUUUUUUAAAAAUGACCAUUUUUCCAUUGUCUUUCCUAGGAAAUUAAACCCUUUAAUUCUUACCUACCCUCUACAUAAUGGUUAUUGAGUACUCCACAAUAUAUUAAGUCUAGAUGUUAUGGUACAUGCAUACACGGUCAGGCUGUUGAUUACCCACUGUCACCAAUACACAUCAAUGGGAGAAGCUAUGGAACUGGGUAGGGCUGCCUAUAUACUUGUCUCGGCGUCAUCGGAGCGGGAGAUCGCUGCCGUUUCCGGCAGGUUCCGUGAGUCAUGUCCAGGCUGUUCAAAAAAAAACUAUGAACAGAGCAAAAGUACAAGACUGUUUUGAGGAGACUUUCUACCGCGGGCUUUAACACGUCGUUAAAAUCUCAACUCACAGACGUGGUCACACAGGUACUUUUUGUUUUAUAGCGCAGCGAGGGUGAGGAAGUCUCAUUAAAACACUCGCUUUCCGGUUAGGGUGAGUACAGAGCGGUGCCGGGGCAGGGGAGGAGAGCACGCUAACGUCGGGAGGACACCAGAAAAAUUGCUGGAUAUAAUUUAAGAUUAGUGUUUUCUCUUUCAUAGAAAGAACGUACAUACUGGGACAUGAGUACAGGGACAGUCUAGGUGCGCUAACAGAACAGGACACGUUCAAGUACGGGAAGAGGGUUUCUUUUUUUGCUUGAAAUUAGAAACAAACUACGUGAGAUUAAAGCAUUAAAAUCAUAAAAUAAAUGUUAAAAAACUCAUAAGGAACGCAGAAGUGCUAGCUCACAUUUUUUUAACCAUGUUACAAAAGCGAUCGGUACCCAUGUC